Molecule: messenger RNA, 732 nt
Organism: Salvia hispanica
Lineage: Eukaryota; Viridiplantae; Streptophyta; Magnoliopsida; Lamiales; Lamiaceae
Source: RefSeq, a predicted model, not a curated record
AUGCUUGACAACAUCGACUGCUUGCAUUGGAAGUGGAAGAAUUGCCCGAAUGCUUGGAGGGGGCAACACUUAAGCGGCGACAAAGGCGACGGUCCAACGCUCAUCCUCGAAGCGGUCGCUGACUACCGCCUAGGGAUUUGGCAUGCAUAUUUUGGUGCGGCCGGAUCCAACAACGACUUGAACGUGCUCUACUCUUCCCCCCACUUCAAAGAUCUUUUAGAUGGUGUAGCACUGAUCGACUUCACUAUCAACGACCAUCCAUACCACAUGGGGUACUAUCUCGCCGAUGGUAUCUACUCAAGGUGGCCGACUUUCGUGAAGACGUUCAACACGCUGCAAGACCCGAAACGGAUUCUUUAUACGCAGCGUCAAGAGGCUGAUCAGAAAGACGUUGAAAGAGCUUUUGUGGUCCUUCAAGCCCGAUUCAACAUUGUGAAGACAUCGUCUCGGAUGUGGUACGCAAACAAUAUUGCUGACAUCAUGUACACGUGUAUUAUCUUGUACAACAUGAUUAUAGACGACGAAGGACCGAGGGAGGCUAACUUUUUCGACGAGGAUGAAGCCGGAUGCUCAACCGCAAGGUCUCCCACACGCCGAGGUGUGCAUACUACGGUGCGUGAGAGGAGCGAAAGAAGAUUGACAAUACGCGACACCAAAGCCCACAUCGAACUACAAGAAGACCUAAUUAACCACAUUUGGGAGAAAUUCGGCCACGAGUUGUGUUUUUUUUAA